This is a messenger RNA of Serpula lacrymans var. lacrymans S7.9, 2479 nucleotides long. RefSeq names its product glycoside hydrolase family 37 protein. NCBI's taxonomy places the organism in Eukaryota, Fungi, Basidiomycota, Agaricomycetes, Boletales, Serpulaceae. The transcript has 12 exons. Gene Ontology annotation, biological process: trehalose catabolic process. The record is from RefSeq and is a predicted model, not a curated record. Gene Ontology annotation, molecular function: alpha,alpha-trehalase activity. The coding region runs from base 113 to 2365 and encodes 750 amino acids.
CUGACGCCCAUCCCCACUCAUCUCCGCUUUCCAGUCUUCCUUUCCUUGCGUUUUUAUUCUCCUCUGUUGGUAGUCGUCUUUUUGGUUGUUUCAGAGGGAACGAGAGCGCGUUAUGUUGACGAAGAGGCUACAUUUGGCUGCGUUAGCUGGCCUUGCUCACUGGCAUGGUGUACUGGCAGCACCGUCGGGGACUGCGACUGCACCAUUCACUGUCCAGACUGGAGUGCCAACCCUGACAUUCUCGACGUCGGUCCCAAGUCCCUCAGCUUCAUUGGGUGCUACUUUGCCAUCUCAGGUCGCUUUGCCUCCUAGUCAAUGGUGGUGCAUAGGUCAAAUCUUCUGCGCCGGUUCACUUUUGCAGACUGUGAAUGUCGCCCAGCUAUAUCCAGACCCUAAGACAUUCGUGGACAAGCCAACAAAGAAAUCGUCUCAACAGGUCCUCUCGGAUUUUGGCGCGUUCAAUGUGUCUACUGUAACUGAGGGUGAUCUUGUCAAUUUUGUUGACAACGAUUUCUCGGGAGAAGGGCUUGAACUCGAAGGAAUUGCUUUGCAGGGUUUCAACGCUAAUCCUCCAUUCUUAAACAACGUCUCGGAUCCUUUGCUCAGGUCUUUUGCUCAAAUUGUCAAUAGCUAUUGGACGCAGCUAGCCAGGUCCACUAAUUAUUCUUCUACCUGUGAUGAUUAUCCUGGUGGCCAAUGCGAAGGCUCUUUUAUCCCGUUGAACCACAGCUUCGUCAUACCCGGCGGGCGAUUCAGAGAGCAAUAUUAUUGGGACAGUUAUUGGAUCAUUCAAGGUCUAAUUCAAUCACAACUGUAUGAAUCAAUCAAUGGCACGCUCCAAAAUUUUAUGGACGAGAUUGAGACUUUUGGUUUCAUACCUAACGGUGGAAGGAUUUACUACUUGAAUCGUUCGCAGCCGCCGUUGUUCAUUCAUAUGCUCUAUGAUUACGUUACGGCUACUAACGAUAGCUCGAUUCUAGAACGCGCCCUUCCUCUUGCUGAGGUCGAACUUACUUGGUGGCAAAACAACCGCACCAGUGAAGUCACGAGUCCAUUCACUGGUCAGACGUACGCGAUGGCGAGAUAUGCAGUGACCAAUACAGCGCCUCGUCCCGAGUCGUACCUGACUGACUAUCUCACGGCAAAUGACCCUACUCUCACGACUCCCUUGACCGAAGAACAGCGAGCUGACCUUUAUGGCGAGCUUGCUAGCGGCGCAGAGACCGGAUGGGAUUAUACUGCACGAUUUGAAUCCAUCCCGGCGCUCGGUAACCCUGGACUUCGGUCUUUGAACGUCAGCAACAACAUUCCUGUGUGUCUUAAUAGUAUUCUUUACAAGGCCCAUAUACUUCUGGCUGACCUUUACGGAAGCUCAAACGCGUCCGCAGCGGCAACCCAUCUUCAAGUGGCAGCGGGCAUACGUGCUGGCAUCCUUGACUUGUUUUGGAAUUCCACAAAACUUGCCUUCUAUGAUUUCAAUCUUACUUCUAAUGCACGCAACGACAUUUUCACGGCUGCUACGUUCUAUCCUCUGUGGAAUGGUAUCAUCCCCGAUGAAGUCCUUAGUUCACAAGAAAAUGCCUUUGGCUUCUUCGCGUCUUUGAAUAUGGUGUUCAACAGGUACAAUGGAACCUUCCCUACUACAUUCAUCGACUAUACAGGUUUGCAGUGGGAUGCUCCUAACACCUGGCCUCCUCAUCAAUAUAUUGCGCUCCAAGCGCUCCGUGCACUCCCAUCCAACCUUACUAGCAACCCUCUUCCCACACCACCCUCAAAUGAAUCGGCCUAUAGUCUAGUUCCUGUAGGUCAACUCGCGCUCACCGAAGCUCAACUUCCUGGGCAGCCUCUACGUGGUCCUCAGGCGAACCAGAAUGUUACCCAGACUGGCCCAGGGGCGGAUUUGAACGCGCUCAAUGGAACCGUUGUCAAUGGGGGUAAUGCCACUGCAGGGGAAGGCUGGAACCACGUUCUUCAACGUGAGUUGGCCAAUAGGUUCUUCACUAGUGCGCUCUGCAGCUGGCACGCUACCGGCGGAUCAAUCCCCGGAUACUUACCCCAGCUCUCUCCUGCUGAACUGAAUGUGACAAACAGCAUCGGAAACACUGGCAACAUGUUCGAGAAGUUCUCUAACUUGAAUGUCGACUCGUCUGGAUUUGGUGGGGAAUAUACAGUUCAAGCUGGAUUUGGUUGGACUAACGGUGCUGUGCUCUGGGUCGCCGCCACGUAUGGAGACUUGUUGGUCGCACCCGAGUGCCCACCUCUUUUGUACACCAGCACCAAUGCUGCUACUGGCUUGAGAUCAUCUUCAGCUGCAGUAUUAUUGGCUGUAGUAGUUUCCCUUCUCUUCCAUUCCCUGCUUUCUUGAGGAUAAAGGUUGAUAGCUCGAAAAGUGUUUUUUGUAAUCUGUACACAUUUAAUGUUGUUAAUCUUUUUUUUGAACACCUGUUUUGAAUAUACUGAUGAAGAGGUCUCACUGCGA